Molecule: messenger RNA, 3267 nt
Organism: Babesia ovata
Lineage: Eukaryota; Apicomplexa; Aconoidasida; Piroplasmida; Babesiidae
Exons: 1
Coding region: 1-3267 (1088 amino acids)
Source: RefSeq, a predicted model, not a curated record
AUGCCAAGGUUCAGCAAGUUACUCUCUGCUCAGCACAUGAUGGAGAUUGACCCCACUGUUGUUCAAAUAUAUGUUUUGUACUCGACCAGCAAGCACAGCAUGCCACCUCCUCGGAGCGGGGUACCUUGCAGUGUAUACGCCUCACUGAUGGAUUGGAUAAUUAAUAACAGGCGAAAUGAGCAUGCGACGUAUAGUGAUACCUCCAUUGCGGAGGGGAAGAAACCGCCUGAAGUAGCACUUGAACACGUUUGGACCCCGGGGUCAGGCCUCGGUAACUUCAAUUUGCUCUAUCCUGAAGCUGAUGCCAUGAAGGGCAAUUCUGCGGUGCAAAGUAAUAAACUCAAAGUUCAUUCGUCGAUCGAAAAAUGCGCAGAUGCAUUUAGCAGCUUGAGGAAGCCAACCCCCAGUCUGUCAUUAGCCGAUCAGCUGUAUUUAAGAUGGAAGGCCAGAACCAAAUUAGAUGCAUACACUAAGGAUAAAUCGUCACGUAUACCUAUCAGAAAUGCCGUUGAAGGCGCGCAAAAAGAAAUACCUACACAAUCAAACGAUGUGAAAGAGACUGGAAGGGACCGUGAACAUGCCACGUCAAACAUUGAAGGUGCAGGUCAAUUAGUUCGUGACCCAUCGGAGGCUGGUAUGCGCACUGUACCGAAUAUUGAUUCUGCAUCGUUGGAGGAAAUGCCUCGUUUAGAUAGCGGAAAUGGCUACAAUGUGGAUUCUGAUGCAUCGGCAUCGAUGGGUUCGAUAUCCAUACCUGCCAUAAAGGUUACAUGUGCACCUACAGAAUCAGAUGGAACCUGUGGUACAUCGGUGGAAGAGCAACAUGAACGUGAUAUUGUGCAUAACAUUCCUUCAGUUGGGCCUUCGGCAUCGGCAACGGGCAUUGACGUAGCAUUGGGACAUGGACCUGACCCUGCAGGUGAUAUAUCAGCAAUACCAAAAAAGCCGUGUGGCAACACCAGAGCAGCUGUCCUUCCCGAUGUAGUUGUUGGCGCAUCAAAUACCCGUCGCAAUCUUGUUGAGGUUGAGCGUGACUCUUCUACAAAAAACGUACGCACGUCCGCCAAGGAUAAUAACCGGUCAAAGAUACCUGUGCCAACUCCUAGGGCAUCUGUACGUCGGGUUCCUGUGGCUUCAGGCCACGCGGAUGUGCAACUGGAUAAACCGGUACAUGGUACAUCGAAUUCGCAGGUAGAGAGUGAACACGCAGUCGUUGAUAAAGAGAGCCCUCAUGUUGAACCACCUCCCAACAAUGGCGCCAUUAGCAUUAGGCAUGAGUCAGCUGUAUCCGUUGGAGGCAGUGAGACUUCACCUGUAGCCGGUGGCGCCGCAGUUGGGAGGCUCACAUCGAACGCCCAUCGUACCACCCCACUUUGGGGGUCUGUUGUGCAACUAAACACGGUUGUCGAUUCGUUCGACCGUGACAUAUGGAUGCGAAAGCCAGUGGUGCGUCGCCGUCGGACCAAAUCUGAAAGCAAGGCGGAUGGCUCAAGCGGAAGUACCUCUUUAGCAGCCGACAACACUGCGAGUAGUGCAGAAGCCCAUUCAUACGAUGACAUUGUCCGUUCAUCAGCAAGAGCAGAAACGUCGAAGUCACCUUUUGUUGAAUGCGACGAUGAGUCGUUCGAUAGCCGUUCUGCCUCCAGCGACAUUGACAUGUCAUCACGUCGAUUCUUGCGCGUACCCACAUCCGAUGUGUAUGACGAUCAUUUGAAUGAAGGAGUUCCGGUGGACACUUUAGUAAAUGAUGGUGAUGUCUAUAUAGACCAGUCGAGUACCCAGGUUUAUGGUGAAGGUGCGAGCGUGUAUGAACAAGAUCGUGACAUUACCACCCCCGCUGCAUACAACAGCGAAUUGGUGCGCGGAAUUAGUAGUUGUGACUCGCUUCCAUCCACUGCUGCGCAUAGCAGUCUUGAAUCACUUGUUUCUGGUAACCGCGAUCUUGUGACACCUUCAAGUCCACAAGCGACUUUGGGUAUAACGCCUUCAUCUAGUCCAAACCCCAUAAACAAUGUUGCCGAUUCAAACCAGACGGUUUCAAGAAGCCUGGAUUCUUAUUCUGCUGCUAUGCACGAAUCUGUGCUGACAUCGCAACCAUCUAAGAGUGACAAUUAUUCAAGCGCCGUAGGACCGCCUCCAUCAUGUGCUCUAUGCCUGUCAGAUGUAAGUUCGGUAUGGUGCGAUGAGGUGGGCAACAGUGCAAUGAAUCGCGGUAGAUACAGUGAUUAUCGAAGGUUGAGGAACCCCAGACGAUAUUUGUGCGGCUCACGUUCGUGUGAAGUUUUGGACGAUAUUAUAUCCGGAUAUGAUGUUAGUGAACCGUUCCAAACAUAUUCUUCCAGGCGCUUCGAAUCAUGGGCCCAUUCUGUAAAGGACAUGUUGCGUGAGUUGGGUGGUAUUGAGCACUUCCACGAAGACGGUUACCCAUAUGAUACAGACGAUGGGUUAGUGGCUGACAUUGUGGAUUGGCAUGACAUGGGACCUUACUGUACGUUUUUCCCGCCCAAACUGGUGCUGCAGACGAGCAGGGAUUUCUUAAAGGCAGAGUUCGAAGCAAGCGAUCUUGGAGGUGUAAACGUUACUCACCGCGAAUUAGGAGGGUGGUUUGAGCCGCAAGCCAUGGUUGUGCUGCGCAGCCGAAACACCAUUAACCGUGAUGCAGGGUGGGCGCUGUCAACCAACCCUGAGGGAGAAGAAAACGUAGACGUCGAACUUGUUCCAGACGAAGUGCGCCAUGUGGAUGCUUCGGUUGACCAAGAGGAUGCCUACCUUGACGCCACAUCCUCCACAACGCCAACACGCCACCCACUGUGGUACUAUGUGUACAUGAAAACUGGAUUCAACAUCGGUGCGAGCAUGCGUAGUUCCACCUAUCACAAGCUUUUAAACGCCUAUGAGGUUUACACAGAACAAACUAAACGCAAUUUCGGCGGAGACGACCCAACAUUCGAAUCGAAUUCAACCGCAAUCGCAGAUGUGAUGCGCCGCAAUAAGGCAGCGUCGAGCCAUCCACCGACCGCCGAUUCACUAGAUGCGAUUUCUGUGUUCCAGCAAGCGUACUCAAACAUGCUUGCUGGCCUUGAAGGUCUACAUUCGGGACUUAUAAUACACGACACAUCUCUGUAUGUCAGCAGGCGCGACCGUAUUUUCAACAUUAUCGUCACUUGGUCAUGUUUGGCCGUCCUGAUAACGAUUAUCUCACUAGUCUCUCUAGUGUCUAUACAGCUAAACGAAAGAACCAAGCGCUUCUCUUCAACUGGAAAUUGA